AAUAACUGGCAGCACAGUAGCCGCGAGAUGGCGCUAAUGAAGCUGGAUGAGAUACACAUGGCUGACACGACGGGUCGAGUCCUGAGCUGAGAGAUGACUUGAAAAGUUUGUUUUUGACGCUAUUCGACAAUAUAUCUGCAUCAGACCAUAAUUCUGCUUAAUCAAAACGGAGUCAUUUUACGGUAGGUAACUAUCAGCCUCUAUGACAGCAUUUCUCUAGACAGAGGAAGAAGCAACAACUUCAAAGGUCAAAUGUCCGACAGGGUGUCGGGUCAUGGCCCAGAGGAUAAUACAACAGUGUCCUUCUCAACUAAGCUGCUAGAUAGUCCAUCAGUGAAGUCCUUUCUUGGUGGGGUCAUAAGCAGUACCAGUUCCUGUAUCCUCCUGCAGCCAUUAGACCUGGUCAAGACUCGCAUCCAGUCCGCCCGUACCGCAGCACAUCGUCAUCGGGGGCCCACCACACCCCGCCCCAAAGGUCUGCUUGCUACUACUGUCGAUGUGGCGAAGAAUGAGAGGGUCUUUGGCCUGUGGCAGGGAUUAUCACCUUCACUGUUGAGAACUGUGCCUGGAGUUGGACUUUAUUUCUUAUCUUUACACACCAUUCAGACAACGCUUGGAUGGACUGAACUGAGUGCUUCACAAGGCUUGCUCGUAGGUGCUCUGGCAAGGUGCAUUGUGGGUACUGCCUUACUACCUGUGACUGUGGUAAAGACAAGAUUUGAGAGCAAACAGUAUUUUUACAGAGGGAUUGCAAGUGCACUUAGGAAUAUACACAAGCAUGAAGGAUACAAAGGUCUGUACAGCGGGCUGUCAGCUACUCUCCUUCGCGAUGCUCCUUUCUCCGGUCUUUAUCUGGCUUUCUACACCCAAGCCAAGCUUCUUGUACAUUCAGCUUCCAGCCAGGUGACGAUUCCUCUUCACUUUGCCUGUGGUGUAGCUGCCGGUAUUCUUGCCUCUUCCGUCACUCAACCUUUUGACCUCGUCAAGACAAACAUGCAGCUGAAUCCUUACAAGUACCCGACCUUUAGGUCCACUUUCAAGGCAAUUAUCAAGAACCAGGGUGUGACAGGCUUGUUUGCUGGCAUGGUCCCAAGAUGCAUCAGGAGAACUCUAAUGGCUGCAGUCACAUGGACAGUCUAUGAAGAGAUGAAGGUCAGGCUGAAUCUGAAAUGAGAUGUCAGAAAAGAAGCCCCCACAAAUUUUGCUGAAAUGACUUCAGGAACUGAUACAAUGUGUGUGACGGUCAUAAGAGAUGUAUGUACAUAUUUUAAAGAGCAUUUAAUUGGAAAUAACGUGGAGACAGUAGAAAAUGCUAUGUCCAAAAAGCACAGUGCGGCAUCGUUAGCUGCAAAUAAUGAAUGAAAUUAGUACAUUUAUUUGUUCAUUGUUUCUAUUUCAGCUUUCAGUUACUUUUCAUGAUACUAUUUUAUUGUGAAGUUGUAAUUGAAUGUAAACUAACCUACUUUGGGAAUUGAUAAUUUAGUUAGUUUAGAUUAUUGGACAUUGAACAAUUCUCGCUGGAACAUGAGUUGUACAACUAGUGAAUGAUCCAAUUCAUUAUUUUGCUGAAUAGUACAGUUUGUACUUUCAUUUUCAUUGUGGUACAUGAUAAUCAAAGCUAUAUUUUUUAUAUUCUAAUUGCUAUACAUUUAAUUGUGAUUUGAAUGAUCAAGAGGGUCAGUUUGUACUGUAUGUUACAAUAGUUUUGCCAGGGUUCAAUAACCAGUAUCUGUUAAUGACUCAGUUACUCAACUGUGUUUAUUAGUGACCACCUGUAUCACAUGAUUUAGUGUCCUUGAAGCACACAUUUGUUUUUGGUUUCCCUGAACAGCAUUUGCAGUAAAACCUGUGUAUUAAGUAAACUGUACAUAAAGACCACCUGCUUGAAAGACCACAUAUUUUGUCCCACUGAGCAGUCUUUAUUCACAGGUUUCACAGUAAAAGUAAUUGGUUGAAUUUAAUGAUUAGUAACAAGCCACCUUCAAAUAGUAUCAAUAUAGGUCCAUGAUCAUUAUGCAGUGCUUGACCAUUAUUAUUUGUAAUCAUAUGCU
Messenger RNA from Strongylocentrotus purpuratus (purple sea urchin), 2051 nucleotides. RefSeq names its product mitochondrial glycine transporter B (gene slc25a38). The record is from RefSeq and is a predicted model, not a curated record. Lineage: Eukaryota; Metazoa; Echinodermata; Echinoidea; Camarodonta; Strongylocentrotidae. Gene Ontology annotation, molecular function: glycine transmembrane transporter activity. Bases 253 to 1173 code for a protein of 306 amino acids. Gene Ontology annotation, cellular component: mitochondrion; mitochondrial inner membrane. The transcript has 10 exons. Gene Ontology annotation, biological process: glycine import into mitochondrion.